This is a messenger RNA of Contarinia nasturtii (swede midge), 1949 nucleotides long. Its product is annotated as potential protein lysine methyltransferase SET5-like. The transcript is spliced from 4 exons. Gene Ontology annotation, molecular function: protein binding. NCBI's taxonomy places the organism in Eukaryota, Metazoa, Arthropoda, Insecta, Diptera, Cecidomyiidae. The record is from RefSeq and is a predicted model, not a curated record. Bases 154 to 1899 code for a protein of 581 amino acids.
AACAAACAACUAACAUAACCUUUAAAUCAAAUUGAAUUGCACAUUUAUUGAAAGAAGCAACAAGUCGAGCACACAAUCGGUAUAUCUAAAAGAGUUUAUUUUUAUUAUACAAACAAUUCGGUUUUAUAAAACCAGUUUGCCUAGGUAUCAACAAUGGCGGUGCGCGUCAAAGAUUAUAUUGAAAUUGACAUUGAUGUUAAUACAGUUGAAAAAAAAGCUGUACCCAAUCAGAAUGUGAAAGGUGACGGGGAAGAGUGGAUAGAAAUGCCACUGUCUCCACUGUUCAGAAGACGAAGAAGAAAAAAGGCAAAAACGGAAUCAAUAAUGGAAAAAUUAUGGAAUUUUCUGUGGCCAACAACAACAACAACAAGUACAAAUGAAAAAAUCGAAGAAGAGUUUGCAGAUGUUAGGGGAUCGAAUUCGGAUGAUCUAAGGGAAUGUCUGUGGAAGUACAUAAGUAAUAAUGGAUUAUAUGUUGAUUAUUUUGCAUCCAAAUCCACAUUAACUGAAGAGAAAAGAAAACAAAUCAAUGCUAAAGUUGCAUCGUUAAAGUUAAACUUGGGUGGGAAAAAUAAUAAAAGGGCAACAAUGAAACGAGUGUUCGGAAAUUUGAUUAUUUGCCCCCAGACAGCCUUAGACGUCCACAAUGAAAGUUUACGAUACGCAACAGCCGGUUCUAUGCAUGUUCCAUUGGCAUAUGCAAAUAGAGCGGCAUGUUUUUAUGAACUGCAUGAUUUUGAUGAAGCAUUGAAAAACAUUGAAUUAGCGAUGGAAUACGAUAUCUUUCCUGAUCAUUUAGACCGAAAACUUUUGGAUCUCAAAAAGGCCUGUAUAUGUAUACAAUCCAUGGAAAAAAUCCUCAUUGAAAAUGACCGAAUAGAAGAACUUUAUCCGAAAGGUCGGAGCGUAUUGGAUUAUAGACCGAAUGAAGACUAUCCAUGUGUGGCCAAUGUAGUGCAAAUAAAGGAGAGCAAAGAAUUUGGUCGAUAUGCAGUUGCAAAGUGUAACAUUCCAAAAAAAAGAAUCCUUUUAAUUGAAGAAGACUACUUAAAAACAAUUGAUCUUAAUGAAUGUAGACUCCGUACAUGCACUACUUGCUUCACCGAAGAUGUAUGUUUCAUUGCAUGCGAAAAAUGUGCAGACGCAAUGUUUUGUAAUCAAGAAUGUAAGGAACAUAAUGAAACACACAUAUGGGAAUGCAAUAAUUUCAUUUCAACCAUGGAUUAUGAUCACAAAUUUAUCAUCCAUUCGAUUUUACGCGUCCUUCACUUAUUCACUACAGGAAAUACAACGGACGUAAACGAGCUAAUCGAAUUUAUUGAACAAUUGAAAAGAACCCAAAAAUUCCCCAAAACUAUAGACGAUUCUAAGUCGAAGUAUGAAUUCUUUUUUAAUUUGGCAUCGAACUCUCCAAGUGAUGAUUUUUACAGUACCACAUUAACACCAUUAGAAGUUGUUUAUCUUGUUUAUAAGAUGCUAAUGAAAAUACCGAAAAUUAAUAAGUCAUUUCUAUAUGAAUCACAACGCAUAUUUCUACAGCAUUUGAUCAUACAUCAUAUUUAUGUCAUUAAAACCAACUGCUUCGGUGACGAUAGUUCAACAACUUUGGGACUGGUUCAAUCAUUAUUCAAUCAUUCAUGUGAUCCGAAUCUUUGUAACAAGCACAUUGCAAACGAACACGUAUUUUAUUCAUAUCUGGAAGAUGUGAAAAAAGGCGAUCAACUGUACAUCUCUUAUAUCAACUUCUUCGAUACAACUGAAGAGCGUCGAGCUAAAAUUAAAAAAAUCUGGGGUUUUCUUUGCACAUGUGGUUUAUGUGAACCAACAGAUGUUGAAUUGAAGAAGAAGGCAACUUGUGAUCCAUUCGGUAUAGUUUCUUCAUGUUAUCGUUUCUCAUAAAAAAAAUGUUCAUCGUCAUUAAUUAAUUUCAAAUUAGAUAACGUACAAUA